AUGGCUCUUGCAAACCCCUACAUGCAUUAUUAUAAUAUCCAGCCUAAUCCUCCUAUCGAUAACAAUCAUAUUAAUUAAGAAAAUAACCAGUUAAAUCAAUACAAACAAUCUUCUUAAAAGAUUUUCGAUAUAAGUAGAGGAGCUGCUCAUGAACUUUAGCUAGAGGACUUGAUUGAUUGGGAGAAAUAGGUUAAAACCGAUCGUAUAAUAUCCAACGAUUCAAAUUGUCAGUUUGAAUGCAUUAUUUGCUCCAAUCUGCUGCUCGAUCCUGUGGACUGUAUCACAUGUGACACCUCCUUUUGCAAGCACUGUAUACUAGAGUACCAAAAUAGAUAGUAAUUGAAAAAUAAUUAAAAUAUCAACAAUAAUAAUAACUAAGAUGCAAAUGUGGCAAUGAAUGAUAACAAUGGAGAAAAUCACAAUCAUGAUGAUUAAAGAACAGAUAUUUAGUGUCCUUUGGGCUGUGCAGUUUUGAACCUUAAACCUGUACACAAGAACACUAGAUAAAAGCUUAACGAUAUCAGAAUUAAGUGCAUAUUCGCGCCUGACUGUCCUGAAAUUGAGCGCUAUGAGUCAUUGCAUAAACAUGAGGAUGAUUGCAAAUUCAAUAGAAUCAGAUGUCCUAACUAUGAUAAAUGUAAAUCAUAUUUUAAGAUUUAAGAUAAAGAUGUGCAUCUUUCUAACUGCAUUGUUAAUGAUUAUCAAUGUAAGGUCUGCAACUAAAAUGACUGCAGAUUUGACAAUGUGAACAGAACUAGACUGAAAAAAUUCAAUGCAAAUACUGUAUGUAGUAUUUUACAAAAGAGCAGUAUUUGA
Stylonychia lemnae is the source of this 816-nucleotide messenger RNA. The record is from the annotation of a GenBank genome assembly. Lineage: Eukaryota; Ciliophora; Spirotrichea; Sporadotrichida; Oxytrichidae.